Molecule: messenger RNA, 1526 nt
Organism: Cuscuta campestris
Lineage: Eukaryota; Viridiplantae; Streptophyta; Magnoliopsida; Solanales; Convolvulaceae
Source: the annotation of a GenBank genome assembly
AUUCAUGAUCCAUUGGUUUGCUGGUGUUUUCUGUGUAGCUACCCUAAUCUCCCUUCUGCUCAAGUAAUUCCAAAAGGCAAAUCAGCCAUAUCUUAAACAAAUCUAACCUCUUUUAAUUUCCAGGUGAGAGAAAGAGAGUUGAGAUUCUUUCUUUCUAAUAUUUAUUUUUUGUUAUCUCGAAACCCUAAAAGCAGAUCAAGUCGUCGUCAACGUGGUGUUUGAUAUGUCUGAUGAGAACCCAUUUCAUCAUUUCCAUAACCAGAUGGGAAAUGGAAGGAUCAAUACGUUUCCCUUCUUCGGCGACGACGACGAUCAUUGUCGUCAUCACGAAGAAUUCGGCGAGCCUCCGUCGUACGUGAGCUUCACGGAGAGCUUACAGGGUUCCAUGGACUAUAACUCCCUCUCAAACGCUUUCGGCAUGUCGUGUUCUUCGCCGGAGGUCGGCGGCCCUCCCCCGGAACACUUCCAUCAUCAUCAAGAAUCUUCUCGGAAGAGCAGUGUUUCCGGGGGAGAGCCGCCGCCGAUUGGUGCCGGAGAGAAUAUUCCGUUCCCGGCAAACUCGUCGGCCUCCUCCUACUCGAGCGAGGCUGAGGGCGGAGGAGGAGGAGGAGGAGGAGGAGACGACGAUUCUUCAAAGAGCAAGAAAGAUCUGCAGCCUAAAGGCUGUGAAGAUGGAGAGGAUGAGAAGUCUACAAAAAUACACAAAGGGGCAUCGACGAAGAAGAAAGGUGGGAAAAGACAAAAACAACCCCGAUUCUCCUUCUUGACGAAAAGCGAAAUUGAUAAUCUUGAAGAUGGAUAUAGGUGGAGAAAAUAUGGCCAAAAAGCUGUCAAGAACAGCCCAUUCCCCAGGAGUUAUUACAGGUGCACUAGCCAAAAGUGCACGGUGAAGAAGCGGGUGGAGAGGUCGUACGAAGAUCCGACGGUGGUGGUGACCACCUACGAGGGGCAGCACAACCACCACUGCCCGGCGACCCUGCGGGGCAACGCGGUGGCGCUCUUAUCUCCCGCCUCAUUCUUGGCGUCAUCGUCUCCGGCUGCAGCAGCGCUGAUGCCCCACUUUCCUCACGAACUUCUGAUGAAUCCAAUGAUGGCGGGCCCCAAUUUCGGGAACCACCCUAACUAUUCAAUUUACGGUAAUAAUAAUAACAAUAACUACCAGCAGCAAGGCCUCAAUCCCCAUGAUCACCAUCAGCAGCAGCAUUUUUAUGAGCAGAUGAUGAUGGCCCAGCAGCCCUCUAUGGAUCACUACACUUUGUUCCAGGACGUGGGGGUCCUUAAAAAUGAGCACCAUUGAUCGAUGCAUGCAGCUAGUGAAUAAUGCUUGAGGAUUUUGAUCCUCUGUACUAGCUUGGAGGAUGGGAUUGGAGCUAGACCACGACCAUACUACUAUACAUACAAUGGCGAUAUUGAAAUUCUAGUCGAGCAUGUGAUCCAUAGCGUGGAACGAAGAUAUUUUGUGACGUUUAUGGCACUUGCAUAAUGUAUCUCAUCAUGGUUCUAAGUAUUAAAUUUAGAUUAUUGGA